Molecule: messenger RNA, 3529 nt
Organism: Pungitius pungitius (ninespine stickleback)
Lineage: Eukaryota; Metazoa; Chordata; Actinopteri; Perciformes; Gasterosteidae
Gene: gfap
Product: glial fibrillary acidic protein
Exons: 9
Coding region: 46-1401 (451 amino acids)
Biological process (GO): regulation of chaperone-mediated autophagy; intermediate filament organization
Cellular component (GO): intermediate filament; cytoplasm; cell projection
Molecular function (GO): structural constituent of cytoskeleton
Source: RefSeq, a predicted model, not a curated record
CUAUAAAAGCCCUGGUCUUACCCCGAGUCAGCUUCAUUUCACAUCAUGGAGAGUCCGAGAGUCCAGUCCUCGUACAGGAAGCGCUUCGGGCCUCAGGGUUCGGGCAGCGCAGGAGCUCGGAUCGGGAGCCUUUCCUCCAACCGCCUCUCGUGGCACGGCACCCCUCGCAACCUCACCUACUCCAGCCCGAUGUCCCGGAUCUCCUUGGGCUCAACCAACGCGGCCCUGCACCUGGGGAGCCCCGUCGACCGGCUGGACUUCUCCGCCGACUCCCUGAUGAAGGCCCAGUACAAGGAGACGCGCACCAACGAGAAGAUGGAGCUGAUGGGCCUGAACGACCGCUUCGCCAGCUACAUCGAGACGGUGCGCCUUUUGGAGCAGCAGAACAAAAUGCUGGUGGCAGAGCUGAACCAGUUUAAGGGGAAGGAGCCCAGCCGCCUGGGGGACAUCUACCAGGAGGAGCUGAGAGAGCUGCGCAGGCAGGUGGACGGUCUCACUGCUGCCAAAGCUCGGCAGGAAAUAGAGAAGGACAACCUGGCUGCAGAUGUGACCGUGCUCAAGCAGAGGCUGCAAGAUGAGAUUGGCCUCCGACAGGAUGCAGAAAACAAUCUGAAUGUCUACAGACAGGAUAUGGAUGAGGCGAGUCUCAACCGGGUCCAGCUAGAAAGGAAGAUUGAUUCUCUGCAGGAAGAGAUAGAGUUUUUGAAGAAGACUCAUGAGGAGGAGCUGCGUGAGUUACAGGAGCAUAUCAUGGCCCAAAAGGUGCACGUUGACCUGGACGUAUCCAAACCAGACCUGACUGCUGCUCUGAGGGACAUCAGGGUCCAAUAUGAAACUAUGGCCUCCACCAACAUGCAGGAGACGGAGGACUGGUACCGAUCCAAGUUUGCUGACCUGACAGAUGCAGCCAAUCGAAACACAGAAGCCCUGCGCCAAGCCAAACAGGAGGCCAAUGAGUACCGGCGUCAGAUCCAAGUGGUGACCUGCGACCUCGAGGCGCUCAGAGGGACAAACGAGUCUCUGGAACGCCAACUCCGGGAGAUGGAGGACCGCUUCGCCAGGGAGACGGCCGGUUACCAGGACACAGUGAGCCGUCUGGAGGAGGACAUCCACACUCUGAAGGAGGAGAUGGCGAGACACCUGCAGGAGUACCAGGCCCUUCUCAACGUCAAGCUGGCCCUGGAUAUAGAGAUUGCCACCUACAGGAAGCUGCUGGAGGGAGAGGAGAGCCGGAUUACCAUUCCAGUUCAGAGCUUUUCUAACCUACAGUUCAGAGAUACUAACUUGGACACUAAACCCCCAGAGGCGCAUGUGAAGAGGAGCAUCCUGGUCCGCACUGUGGAGACCAGAGAUGGAGAGAUAAUCAAGGAAUCAACAACUGAACACAAAGAUCUUCCUUGAAGCUCAUUCCUCCUGAUUCGAGAGUGAUCACAAUUCAUUUUUUGUCUCCAAACCCCAAAGCUUCCCGUCAGUCAUCAAUUUAUUUCAUUUUCCCCUUUACUGCCCUACAACCACAACCUAAACGUUAAUCAUUCCUAGAUGUGCUCAUUAGAUUUAUUAUUAUCAGCUUUUGUACAGCUGUGAGUAGAAUGUAGGUCACCCAUCUUGAAUGAUUAAAUGAUCUGCAGCCUGUUCCAGGAAAAACUAUUGGAAAUCUGUUUGAUUUUAAUUUUGACUGACAGCACAGCUUUUCAGCAUUGUUUCAGAGUAGCUGCUAUAAGAGAGGCCUUGAUAAGUAGCAAUUGUGUUCAGCUAACAUGGGGUGAAGGAUGAUAUGAGGAUAUUUGUAAGUGAAACGUGCCAUGGAAAGUCUGAGAGAGAGUUUGUUUUUUGCAGACAACAUAAUCGUAUGUAGACACGAAAUGAGAGGUAUGUGUAUGUAAAAACAGCUUGUGGCAGAACAGCAGUUAAAUCUGGACUGUUUCAAUUCAUAUUUCCAUCUCUGCUUUGCCCAGUGUUAUUUUGCAUUUCAUUUCUUUGUGCAAGCAGCAACUAUCUGUGUGUUGCUGCUUGUAUAUCCUUUAAAAAUGUUUUAAAUGUAUUCCUGCCUCACCACCAUUUAAGACGUGUGCUCAGAUUGGAGCUGGGCAAAUUAAUAUGACUCACACUCAAACUAGUAUGUUUUUAUACAACGUUUUCUUGUGUUACGACCCUGAACCUCACAGAGCAAUCUGCUAUUGCCACUAAGGAUAAAACUGUGAAAGCAGGUGAUGCAACAAGUGUUAUGUAUGACAAGCUGGACGGUCAGUGAUCUGUAGACACUGUGAUUGACUCAUGUGCUGUAUACUCACACCAAGGAGGCACACAGGAAUCCAACAGGAACUGUUUGCAAAAUCUCAAGGACACCAAAAAAACAGAUAACUGACAGCUGGGGCAUUCAAUGUGAGGUCACAGCCGAGUGCAGAACAUAUCAAAGGUAUGAUGUUUGAUUUAUACGUUUUGGCAUCAGGACUUCCAUUAUCCCUCAGAACAGCUCUACCAAUCACCAGUUCUGUCUAGACCAGUUUGUGCAGUCAGCCCAUUUGUGUGACUGCAACAAAGGCCGAUGCUAUGUUUGAGUGCCUUUUACUCAGAGGGCAGUGACCAUGGCAACGUUUUGCAGUGAUGUCACAUCCAUACCGUUAAAAAGAAAUGGUACUACAAAAUGGACAAAAAUGAACAACUUUCAUUGUCUAUUCAUCAUAGACCCAGCUGGUGGCGUCUUCUCUCUUGAGCACAACCCGAUAAAACAUCGUUUGACACCGCGACGCGUCGGGGCACGCUCACUUAUCCAAAGGGGUGACAGGGACAUAUUCAGGUUGGACGUGUGGAGGAGGUGUUUGAAAGCUGUUGCUUCGUCCAGCCUCCAGUUUCUCCACCAAUAUCCCUCCUCCCAAAUUCACUGUCCAAUAUGUGUAGUGUUUGUCUGAUAGCAGAGAGAGGGGGGGGGGGGGGGGGGGGGGGGGGGGGGCGAGAGAGAGAGAGAGAGAGAGAGAUACAGAGGCAGUGGAAAGUGCUCUGGAUAUAACCUCCAGCAAAUCCCACAGCACCAGAAUCCCUUUAUCUUUUAUUAAUAUGUCGAAUGGGAUGACAGUGAGGUGAAAGGUAAAAUGAGGCUUGAAGGAGGGAUGGACGGAUAGAUGGAACCGCUCAAAGCUGUGAGCCAAGCCUCCUGCUUUGUCAGAAGUCCUGCUGACUGAGGCCGCGCUGACACUAACGAGAGUGAUGCCACACCGGCGCUGGGUGUUGCUGCGCUCGUCGCCAAGGACACACUGUGAAUUUGUGUUCCCAUGUGCCUCCCACCUGCUCCCCCUCCACAACCUCCACUCCCGUCACUCAGCCCCUUCUCCUGUUUCUCCCAGUAACAUGCAGUGCUUUCUUAUUUUUAAAAUAUGAUCUUAGAUAGAACUUCUGACUCUCUAGUUGACACAGAUAAACCCUGCAGUUGUGGGGGGGAAGGAAACCACUGCAGGUUAGAAUAUAACCUUAGUUCUAAUUAAUGCUAAAUGUUACAAUGUUACAAGUUAACAACAAUAAAACAUGAUUCAGA